AUGGCUUCAAAGGUAGGACAAGGGGGAGAAAAAUCCGGUUUUAAAAGCAAUCAACGUGUCCGCAUGAAGGAAACGAGAGUGAAAGGGAAGGAUUUAAAUGGCGCGGGUUGGUGUGAAGGGUGCCAUUGCGAGCAGGUUGGCGCAUGCUGUUGA
Molecule: messenger RNA, 153 nt
Organism: Coprinopsis cinerea okayama7#130
Lineage: Eukaryota; Fungi; Basidiomycota; Agaricomycetes; Agaricales; Psathyrellaceae
Exons: 2
Coding region: 1-153 (50 amino acids)
Source: RefSeq, a predicted model, not a curated record